This is a messenger RNA of Nymphalis io (European peacock), 3971 nucleotides long. RefSeq lists its product as uncharacterized. NCBI's taxonomy places the organism in Eukaryota, Metazoa, Arthropoda, Insecta, Lepidoptera, Nymphalidae. The coding region runs from base 389 to 2527 and encodes 712 amino acids. The transcript has 10 exons. The record is from RefSeq and is a predicted model, not a curated record.
ACAGUGCAGUGUGGACAUUCGCCAAACUCAUGCGCAGUAACGUCAUCCGGGUGUAAUUUGCAAAUUUUUGUAUCAAUAAAAACAAUUACAUCCACGAACAUAAGAACAAGCUGUGUAGUUUUCAAGUGUUCGCAUAGUGUUGGAUUGCGGUGAAAGUAAAGUGCUUGACACACCUCGGUGAUAAAGUUGUUUUUUAUAAACUAUUUGACUCUUGGAAAUCCAGCUUCUACGUCAAACGAGUACUGCUCCUGAGCCGGAUGCGACAUAUGGGUACAGUCGCCAAAUAACGUCCCGGAGUUACGUCAGUCGGAUUUUUUUCGAAGAUUUAAAAAAAUACAAAAGUGGCCAAGAUGCCAGAAAACCUAGAAGCGCCAUAGGUAUAUCAAUUAUGGGAAGUCCUAAGGUGUCAAACGUCCAACCACAUUUACCAAUGGCCGAAGACAAGAAGUCAAUAAAGAACAUUCUCAUAAAACCAUUUCAGGCUCUAUUUCAGAAAGACAAACAGAAAAAGGAAAAACUAAAGAAGAAAGAAGUCGAAAAUGAAACAAUGAAACCAGUCGAGGAGACCACACCAAUAGCGACUCUCCUUGAAAAAUUCGACAAAUUAGAACUACAGAACAUUCAGAUUCAACAUUCAACAGAAGUAGUUAAAAAAGAAGAAAAUGAAUUCGAUAACUUCGAAUACAAAAUUAUAGACGUUGAUAACAGAUCAACGAGGAUAGAUUCGCAUUCGUCUGAAGACAGCGGGUAUGCGGAAAAAAUUUCAAUACUAAACGAUUCAGAUGAUGAAAAAUCUGAACAGAAACUGAUAGAUUCAUUGAAGAAUCUAAAAGUUGAUUCCGAUAAGAAGGUAAAAGAAGGUGACAAGAGGAAAAAGAAGCUGCAGACGGUUCGGGUAUCGAGAGGACCGAUUAGGAAGAAGGCGACUGGUUUCGGAACUUCUAUUCACCCAUAUGGCCAAGAAAAUGCGGACACUGUUUGCAGACAGAUAAACCAAGUAAACAAACAAACAUUUUCUGGCGGACAAGUUAUUGUGAAUACCAACGUAAGAAACGAAAAUUGUUUGGAAAUAGACCUCGCUCUCAAACAAAUCGAGAUGAACGUCAGAAAUUUCGCCCAAAACUCGCAACAGGAACAAGUGGACCGUUGGCAAAUCGCUCAAGAGUUCGUCACGGAAAGUUCUAGAAACGUCGACGAUAUUUUAUCAGAGUUUCUCCGACAGGAUGACCAAAACGAUAAUCGCAAUCAAAUCACGAGUGCUUCAACCAUGAAAAGCCCCACCUCGAAUCCAGUCGAGAAAUUUUCAACACCAACCCUCAGACGAGAUUACGACAUUGAUCGUUCGAUAAUCGGUGGCGGUGAAUUGGGGAAGCCGUCGAUAUACCCAACUCCACCACGUUCAGUGAACAUGCCCAGCCCCAUGUCCGAUUCUCGCUCUUCUUUUAACCCCAUCCACUCGGAUUACACUUUUUCACCAGAAACGUCGUCACUAAUAUCGAACAGCGAUUACGAAAAAUACCAAGAUAUAACACCAUUCGACGAGUACCCGAGCUGUAUCAUAGAUAAUACAGAAUCAGAUAAGAAAAAGAAGAGGACUCCAACAUCCACCAUGACAAUGAAACAGUUUAAAGAUUUACAAAAGGAGAUAGCGAAUAAUUAUUCAAAAAUGGAAUGCUGUCAAACUAAUAGGAGGCCUUGCAGAGCAAUAUUUAUGGAAUAUUUAGAUAAGUUAGACAUACAGGAGAGGAAGAGCAAUUGUCAAAAUAUUGUAAACUUGAGUUUAGAGAACUGUUACGGAGUACUUCAUCAUGUUUUACUAAAUUUAUCCAACAAGAAAUACAUUAAUUUGAACAUGUCACUAUUUAUGCUUAUCUGUGAUAAGGUCCUCUCUUGGAAGCCGAUGCUAUUCGUUGACGACUUCGGUUUAAGUCUCAUCAAAUCCGCUGUACUGAGUUGUAACACAAUGCCUCACUUAACACGAUACUUGGUCCAAUGCGUACGGACCGUGACGCGCAGUGCGACGUACAAACCGACAAACGAAUACGUGUUCACUGAGGUGGACGCCCUGGGCGACAGUCUUGUGACUGCGUGCGCACGCGCAGGCGACGAGUACGCAAACGUGCUCGCGGAACUCGUGCAUCGCGAGGAUGGUGACCAGCCGCUGUUCAACGUGCACCAAGCCAACACCGAUGGCUACACCGCGCUGCACGUGUGCUGCGGCGAGCACAACGCGCGUACGCCCCGAGCGCACACACUUCACGUGCUCCUUAAGCACGCGGGGGCCGACCUGUGGCGUGGGGACAUAAAAGGCGGCGACACACCUCUUCAUCUAGCUGUCAAUUCAGCAAACUGUGAUUUGACCAUCAUAAUGAUACUGUUCCAACAUAUCGAUAGGAAGGAAUGGAGAAAAUUGGCACAUACACAGAAUCGAAGCUCCGUAAAUGCAUUAGAAUACGCCAGAUCAGCAAUCAAGUCGCGGCAAAACUAUCCCGUCGAAGUUUUAGAUUUUCUCAAGAAAUGCCGUUAAAAUGAUUUUAUAACGAAAAAUAACUUGAAAAUAAAUUUGUUACGAAAUUAAAUGGUCUUAUUCAUAGAAUUCGAAUAAAUUCAGAACAUGUCAUAAAUUAUUUGUCAUUGAUCAUUGAUGACAUUUUAUUUAAAGCAAAAUGGCGCGCUGUCAAUUUUUUUCGUUUUAAAAUUUGAUAAAAUGUUAUAUUUAGUAAAUUAAAAUAUAAUUAUUAAAUAUAAAUUUUAGGUUUUUAAAUUAUUUUAAAAACAAUUAAAUUCGACAGAAACAAAUGUUUUUUGUAUUUUUUAUUUUAUUUUACUGACUGAUGAGUCAGAUAUAAAACCUUUACUGCAACUUUUUAAUUGUAUAACUAUUGAAAUACAUAGCCGCAAUACUAUCUGCUAAGAUUUUUAUAAAUCUUAUAAGAAUUAUCAAUAAAUAUGGUAAGUUUUUAGUUAUUAAUUUGGGUAGAUAAUUGUUUUUACAAUAAACAAUAAUUUUCUUAUAAAAUAUAUUACAUAAUAACAUUGAAAAUUCGACAUAAAUUUGAUCUCUUAGUUUUGUUUUGAUCUGAUACAUAAUUACUCUUGUAUAUAUAAUAUAUUUGAUAUUGAUAACGAUUACAACAGAAGUUUUGUUUAUUCAGUGUUGCCAGUUAAAUUUGAUAUUUAAAACUUAUUAGUCAGUUCACAUCAAAUUGUCAGGAAUUUAAAAAAAAAUCUAAAAUAGACAAAGAUUAAUUAUAAUACAACCUGUUUUAAAAUUAAUUGUGAUUCGACAUUAUUAUUGAUUCCACCGACAUUUUGUUAUGGCGCUUUGGCGGGUAGAUGUAUAAAUAAUAAAAUGAUAACGCGUGCAACUUUUUUUUAAGUUUUGAAAUCUUUCAUAGCAAAGUUACACAGUUGGUUUUUUUAUGCACUGGAGUUGCAGAAAUUAUUAUUUUAUGUUUAUAAAUCAGACCGUUUUGUAUGUAUUUUAAGAUAAGAUUUAAAAGUUGUAAAUAUUUUUAUAAUUAUCAUAAAAUUUGUAAGUUAGUUUUCUAAAAAACCUUUUUCGAAAACAAUAAAGUUUUCUUAAUAAAUAAUUUUUAUAAAUGUUAAUUAUUGUUAAUGUAUAAUAAUACUUUUAGAUUUAUUGGUAACAUUUUGGCGCCAUUUUUUGCGUCAGUGACAUUUUUUCUCUAUGGAAUAAUAUUAUUUUUUUAAUAAGUACUUUUAACUAGUCCCGAAUAAACAUUUAAAUAUUUUAAUAUAAAUAUACAAUAACAAAUCAGGAAGCGAUACACACAUAGCUUAAUAUUUCUUAGCAGACGUUUUUUAAAGACCAGUUUCGUUUUCAAUUUGAUCCUAAUUAUGUAUUUUUGUCACAAUAUUUAUAUUGAAAAUAAAAUACAUUAGUGUUUUAAUUAUUUUUAAUGAUUUGCAUCUUCUGUUCUAUGACAAUAAAUAUUUUGUUUAUAUAA